This is a messenger RNA of Sphenostylis stenocarpa, 294 nucleotides long. The record is from the annotation of a GenBank genome assembly. Lineage: Eukaryota; Viridiplantae; Streptophyta; Magnoliopsida; Fabales; Fabaceae.
AUGGACAUGUUGGUAGGAGAGAUACGGGUAUGUAGGCCUUUGCAUCUUAUCUAUCUCACUCAUGCAAUAACCAAGACUUGCACCAAAGGAUUACAUUACAUUAUAUUGUGUGGACCACAGUUCAAGCACGCAGCUUUAACUGAUGCUCAACACCCCCUAAAACAAGCAAAGCAUCUUAAACGUGUAAUUGGUAAUGCUCAGGUGCGCGGUGUUGGCAAAAGACAUGAAAAACGGAAAAUGCAGGUGAGUGAGAAGGCGUACAUUGAUGCUACCGAGGAAGUUCCUGCUUCCUAG